Centrocercus urophasianus (Greater sage-grouse) is the source of this 7123-nucleotide messenger RNA. It is a transcript of the gene MAP2, whose product is annotated as microtubule associated protein 2. The record is from RefSeq and is a predicted model, not a curated record. Lineage: Eukaryota; Metazoa; Chordata; Aves; Galliformes; Phasianidae. The transcript is spliced from 18 exons. Bases 279 to 5861 code for a protein of 1860 amino acids. Gene Ontology annotation, molecular function: microtubule binding. Gene Ontology annotation, cellular component: neuron projection. Gene Ontology annotation, biological process: neuron projection development; microtubule cytoskeleton organization.
GCUGGACGGCGGAACGGCCGCAUCUUUGCCCCUCGGCGCUCCGCUGCCGGUAGCUGUCCGCGGCGCUCAGAUUGUGGCAACCUGAACUGAAGUAUCGUGAGACUUCCAACGUGAGAACUACACCAAAAAUUCUCCAUCAUCUUGUCUUUGACGUGAUCCACUGAUCGGAAUCUGCCUGUUCACAGAUCGGAAAGGAACAGAGAGUUUUCCUUGUUUAACAACCACACAGAGCACCCUAUCAUCUGCUUGAACAGGACAAGUGGUGAAGGAGAGUAGAAAUGGCAGAGGAUAGGAAAGAUGAAGCCAAGGCACCGCACUGGACUUCGGGUCAGCUAACAGAGGCUGCUUCGCACCCACACUCACCUGAAAUUAAGGAACAGAGCAGCGCGGGUGCCGGACUGGUCAGAAGUGCCAAUGGGUUUCCCUACCAAGAGGGCGAGGAGCCUGGGCUGGGCAGCCGGGAGCAGCCGGGGACGUAUGCUCGCAGCAGAGAGAAUGGAAUCAAUGGAGAGCUGUCGGCAGGGGACAGAGAGACAGCAGAAGAAGUGUCUGCAAGGAUAGUGCAAGUAGUAACAGCUGAAGCUGUAGCAGUCCUGAAAGGUGAACAGGAAAAAGAAGCCCAGCACAAAGAUCAGCCUGGACCACUACCUAUAGCAGUCGAAGAGUCAGCCAACCUGCCUCCUUCCCCACCUCCAUCGCCAGCUUCUGAGCAGACUGGAGCUCUGGAGGAAGAAGAAGAACCAGUAGAGAGUCCGAUGGCUGUGGAAGUGAAACCUGCUGCUCUUCCUGGGACGCAACUGGGGAAAGAGCAUGGGCCCACUGAGCCUUCAGAGCAGGCCAAGGGCCUCGAUCCAUUAGACACAAAGCGACAGGAAUCUGGAAAAGACAGUAAGACUGAGCAACCUAAACAUGAUGCCUUAGUUCCACAGCCAGCAAAAACAGAGGCUACAGAUAAAAAGGAUUCACAGAGCAAAGACAGAGAAAAAAUGCCUUCACCUCUAUCAGAACAGAUCUUGGAAACUGAUUCACAGAAGAAAUCGGAAGCCAGUUUUGCAGAACCUCCUGCCAAGCUUCCUAUUUCUCAAGUGCAAAAGGACUUGCCAUCUGAAUUGCCUAAAGGGAGCAAAACAGAAGAAAGGACUGCAGAGAAGCCCUCAUCAUCCAACCAAGUUCUAUCUGUGACAUUUAAAGAUGACCUUAAAGAUGUCCAAGAUCUUGCCGUCAGCCAUGAUGGAAGUUCUCUGUUCACAUCAGAACCCAAGAUAGAAGCAGCCAAAAGUGAACUGCCUUCAGACCCAUCUCUUGCUAUCCCCCAGGAUCUUCCCCUCAAAGACAGUGCCAAAAUAAAACCUGAACCUGCUGACCAACUGCCUGCCAAAGAACUUGCUGAAGACGAACAGGCCCACAGAGGCAUGACCCUAACUCUGCAAGAAGUCUCAACAGUAACUGUAGAUGGCCUGAAAACACCAAGCACGCAGAAAAUUCCUGCAUGGGGGCAGGAAAAGGACAUGACCAAGGAUGAGACCGAUGAGGAAGAAAGGUAUGACUUCUAUGAUAAAGGGGAGGCUCGAAUAUUAGAUGAUGCUAAAUUUACCACAAAGACUGAAGUUGAGACACUUCCCCCACACAAAGCAGACUUCCCAAAGGAUGGUGAAACUAAAAUGUCUGAUCUUUUCAAGGCAGAAAAAGAAAUGGACCAAAGUGGGCUCCAAGCAACAACAGCUAUGAAAAAGGACGUGCAGCCAAGCACAGAGGUAUCCCCUGGCAAAUUAAGCCAUGUGCCGCUCCCUGAGAAAACAACUGAGCACCCUGAUACUCCACAGUUAUCCCAAAUAACAGAGAAGAGCCCUGAGGCACCAAGUUCAACCGCUGAUAAGGCUCCUGCUCCAGAACCUUCUCAAGAGAAAGAUGUUAAAAAAGAAACCAAGGAGGAUAAGGAAAGUGUUUCAGCUACUCAUGAAAUGAAAACAGAAGUGGAUCGAUCGGGAAUGUCCAAGUAUUUUGAAACCUCUGCCCUGAAAGAGGAAGCCUUCAAAACAGACACUCUAAAACAAGGCAGCGAUUACUAUGAGCUAAGUGACACUAAAGAGAGUGCGUAUGAGACUUACCAGGCAGAUCGUCUGAUACCUGAAGACAAAGAGGAAGAGGAGGAAGAAUUACAGAUGGAAUUGGAUCAGCAGCAGAGUAUGCCUGCUCGUGAAAUAGGGUACAGUACCCUGGCUCAGAGCUAUACACCAGACAAAUCUGAAGAACCAAGUUCCCCAACAGAAAGAAUGUUCACUAUUGAUCCCAAAGUCUAUGGGGAUAAGCGAGAGCUCCACAGCAAAAAUAAAGAUGACCUAACUCUGAGCAGGAGCCUGGGACUUGGGGGCAGAUCUGCUAUUGAGCAGAGAAGUAUGUCUAUUAACCUGCCCAUGUCCUGCCUGGAUUCUAUAGCUCUGGGAUUUAGCUUUGGCCGUGCACAUGAUCUUUCUCCCCUUGCAUCAGAUAUUCUAACUAACACUAGUGGAAGUAUGGAUGAAGGCGAUGACUACUUGCCAGCAACCACACCAGCAAUGGAGAGGGCCCCUUGUUUCCCCAUUGAUAGCAGAGAAGAAGAUGAGCACGUUGAAGAAGAAAAAGCAAUGACAGAAGAAAAAGUCCAGCCUGAGACCUUGGUUGAAUCGCCUUUCCCAGCCAAAGACUAUUACAAAAAUGGUGCUGUCUUGGCUCCUGACCUGCCUGAAAUGUUAGAUUUAGCAGGGACAAGAUCCAGAGUAGCAUCGGUGAGUGCAGAUGCUGAGGUGGCACAGAAGAAGUCGGUUCCUUCUGAUGCUGUGGUGGAAGAGAGCAGCACUGCCCUGACAUCUGUGACAGAUGAAAACCAUGUAACUCUAAAAGCUGAAAGUCAGCUAGAAGACUUGGGCUACUGUGUUUUCAAUAAGUACACAGUCCCGCUCCCUUCUCCAGUGCAGGACAGUGAGAAUUUAACAAGUGAAACCUGUCCCUUUUAUGAAGGUGCAGAUGAAAAAUUGAGACGCAGCCUAGCUCCUGACCUGUCUUUAAUAGAAGUGAAGCUGGCAGCAGCUGAAAAAUCCAAAGAAGAAUUCCUCAGUGAAAAAGACUUGACGCAGCAUGCGACUGGUGAGUCUUUUCUAGCGAGGGACUUCGAGCAGGAGAAAAAAGAGAAGCUCGAUACUGUGUUGGAAAAAAGUGAAGAUCAAGCUGACUUUAAAGAGGUCUUAGAAAUGAAAGAGGAAGCCGUGUCUGAUAAAGUUCAUGUCCCCGAUGAUACCACCUACGACAGAAUAUUAGCUACACAGGUAACAGCAGAAAGAGAUGCUAUUUCUUUCUUGAUGGAGAAGGAGAAGACUCUUAGUGUUGUUCCUGAAAUAGCUGAGAUAGAAGCUCCAAUAAAACCAGACUACAAUGCCAUAAAGCAUGAUAUGGAAGUGGCUGCCAGGAGAGCUGACCAAGAAUAUCAGAAUCAGCUAGAUAGUAGGAUCAGUGAGGUUGAUUCUCUCCCUUCAGGGAAGGACAAAGCCCCUGUUAAAAAAACAGAGCCUGAGCCCAAAGAAGCUCAACAGAAAGAUCAGAUCAUCUUGUCUAGAGAAGCAAAGGAUGCAGAUUUACUUUCCAAGACCGAGCCUAGUUAUGUGAAGGACAGCACCAAACUGUCUGAAACAGAAAUUAAGGAGAAAGUAGCUAAGCCUGAUCUGGUACACCAAGAGGCAGUUGAUAAAGAAGAAUCUUAUGAAUCUAGUGGAGAACAUGAUCAAACCCAAGAAAGUUUGAACGGAGAACCCUUGAAACAGGAGGAUAUCAAAGGAGAAGCUCCAAAACCAUCUGUGUCUGAGGAAGAGGUGUCUACGCAGUUGCCAGCAAAGGAACCUUCCACAGAGCUCCUCCUUCCAAAAGCUGAGCCUCCCCAGGAAGAGCAUGCUGAGAUUCAGAUGGAGAGCAUCCCACAGCCUCCAGAGGAAACUGAAAAGAUUCCUGAUACAGUUGUGAAACCUACAGAGGUCCAAACAUUGCUGCCAUCAGAAGUGACAGCUGAGGCCACAAAAAGAGAAGACCACGAGGAAGAGAAGUUAGGUGGACAAGAAGAGAAAGAAGAGGAUAAACAUCAUCUUGUAUCAGAAAUACCCCCAGAAAUGGACUUUGGGAAACCUACUGAUGAAAAAUUGCUAGCCAAGGUUUGCCCAGAAGCACUGCCUGAACUGAAAGGCAUUAUUGAAUCAGUCGUGACAGUAGAGGAUGACUUUAUCACAGUGGUGCAGACAACAGUUGAUGAGGGCGAAUCUGCUUCUCACAGUGUACGUUUUGCUGCUACCCAGCAGGAAGACAUUGAAGCAGUGGACUCCCAGGCUGAAGAGGAGCUGGAGAUUGAGGAAGUGGUUGACAUUCAAGCUGAGCCAAGGGAGGGCUCCCCAGAAGCUCCUGCUUCACCUGAGAGAGAAGAAAUCUUGCUCACUGACUACAAAACGGAAACGUGUGAUGAUUACAAAGAUGAAACAACAGUUGAUGACUCCAUCAUGGACACAGACAGUCUCUGGGCAGAUACUCAAGAUGAUGAUAGGAGCAUCAUGACUGAACAGUUAGAGACUGUUCCUAAAGAGGAGAAGGCAGAGAGAGAAUUGCGAAGAUCAUCUCUCGAUAAGCAUAAAAAAGAGAAACCUUUUAAAACUGGGAGAGGCAGGAUUUCUACUCCUGAAAGGAAAAUAGCUAAAAAGGAACCUAGCACACUCUCCAGAGAUGAAGUGAGAAGGAAAAAAGCAGUGUAUAAGAAAGCUGAACUUGCUAAAAAAACUGAAGUUCAGGCCCACUCUCCCUCCAGGAAAAUCAUUUUAAAACCUGCUAUCAAAUAUACUAGACCAACUCAUCUCUCCUGUGUUAAACGGAAGCAGACAGCAGCAGUUGGUGAAACAAACCAGGCUCCUGGUGUAUUUAAACAAGCAAAGGAAAAACUCUCAGAUGGAGUAAGCAAGAGUCCUGAAAAGCGUUCCUCUUUACCAAGACCUUCCUCCAUCCUUCCUCCUCGAAGAGCUGUAUCAGGAGAUCGAGACAGGGAGGAGAACUCUCUCUCCCUCACAACAUCCCUCUCUUCUUCAGUACGACGGACCACCCGAUCAGAACCAAUUCGUAGCAGAACAGGAAAAAGUGGAACUUCUACUCCCACUACUCCUGGCUCCACUGCCAUUACUCCAGGGACACCACCAAGCUAUUCUUCCCGUACACCAGGCACUCCAGGGACACCCAGCUACUCCAGAACCCCACAUACUCCUGGAACCCCCAAAUCUGCCAUACUGGUACCUACUGAGAAAAAAGUUGCCAUAAUUCGCACUCCUCCUAAGUCUCCAGCAACUCCAAAGCAGCUGCGAGUUAUUAACCAGCCUCUACCUGACCUCAAGAAUGUCAGGUCCAAAAUUGGAUCAACAGAUAACAUCAAAUACCAGCCUAAAGGGGGGCAGGUACAGAUUGUAACGAAGAAGAUUGACUUGAGUCAUGUGACUUCCAAGUGUGGUUCGCUCAAGAACAUUCACCACAAGCCAGGAGGUGGACGUGUGAAAAUUGAGAGCGUGAAACUGGAUUUCAAAGAGAAAGCUCAGGCUAAAGUUGGCUCACUUGAAAAUGCUCACCACGUACCUGGAGGUGGUAACGUCAAGAUUGACAGCCAGAAACUCAACUUCAGAGAGCACGCUAAAGCCCGUGUCGAUCACGGCGCUGAGAUCAUCACUCAGUCACCAGGCAGGUCCAGCGUGGCUUCUCCACGCAGACUCAGCAAUGUCUCAUCCUCUGGAAGCAUCAACCUGCUUGAAUCACCACAGCUUGCUACCCUCGCUGAAGAUGUCACAGCAGCCCUCGCCAAGCAGGGCUUAUGAAUCUGCUCAUUUUGCGUUGUAUGAAGUAAUAAUAUUUAGGCAUGAGCUCUUGGCAGGAAUGGGCUCAGAGCAGGUGUUACAUUCAUUUUUACCAUGUCUAAAACUAAGUCACAUCCCAAGACUUGUAGUUACCAUACAGUUAAAAAACAAACAAACAGAUAAAUAUUAAUAGAUGCAGAAAUUGGCCUGAUCUCCAUUUACAACAGGAAGACACUGGCUUUAUAUGGGUAUACAACUGCAGUAUGUUACAUUGGACAAUUAUUGUUGCUCUGCUCUGUCUUGCAUGGAGUACCGUACUACAAUAAAAUGCAUUUUUACCUUUCAUGUGCCUGAAGGCCAUCCACCUCUUUCUGAAGAGCCUUGUUAAUAUCCCAAGUUGCUCAUUUCACUGUUCUGUUGAUAGAUGGGGAAAAAAAAUGAGAAACUGCCCAUUGUAAGUUAUUACAGGUUAGAUUAAGAGUCUGCUUACCAGAAGGAAGGGGCAUAUAGAGAAAUUCAAGUUUAAUUAAUAAAAAAAAAAAAAAAGUGAUAUUUUGUAUAAAUGAGUAGAACAAAAGUUGAAUUAAGUUAUUAACAUUUUUUUGGACCUGGAUAAUUAUGUCGGUGUAUAGCUGAUAAAGCCAAUAAAUUAUUUAACUAAUAACUAAAGCUAUUAGUUGAAAACAUUGAAUCAUGCUUGGGGAAGUGACGUAAAAAAGCUUUGAAAGCGAGCACUUCCACCCCAAUGGACUUGUGUCUGAUUAGGAAGUUGGUUAAGCGGCUAGAUCUGUGUAGUCACCAUCAGUUUCACAUCCUUUCCGUCUGUUUGAUACAGUAUUAUAGAUAUAUAUUUCUCUGUGGCCAUUUGUGAGACGCCCUCUUCAUAUACUUGAAUAUUCUACUUUAUUCACAGUAUCUGUGUCUCUUGCACCCUUUGGUGUUGCAAUUUUAGGUAUGUAAAAGUAGAUGUUAGCAGGGUUUCUUUUUCCCUAUUCAUAAAAAUACAUUUAAAAAAAAGAUGAAAACUUUUAGCAUGAAGUUGCUUUCUGUAACAACUAAAAGCCGUGACCCUGUUUUAGUGCCAGAUGCAAGUCUCUUCUGUGAUGCUAGAAAAAGGAUUCCUUCCCUCCUCCCUCCCUUUCUUCACAAAGAUAUGAUUUCUGUGGGGUCCAGAAGUUUGUAAAACGGUCUCCAAAGAUGGCUGGGUUUGGAUUCUGGAUUUUUUUAAAAUCCAAAAUAGUUUGGCUUUUUUUUUUUUUUUUUUAAACUCCUGUAGUAACAGC